Canariomyces notabilis is the source of this 1240-nucleotide messenger RNA. RefSeq names its product RPB5 subunit of DNA-directed RNA polymerase. The record is from RefSeq and is a predicted model, not a curated record. Lineage: Eukaryota; Fungi; Ascomycota; Sordariomycetes; Sordariales; Chaetomiaceae. The transcript is spliced from 3 exons. Gene Ontology annotation, molecular function: DNA binding. The coding region runs from base 114 to 827 and encodes 237 amino acids. Gene Ontology annotation, biological process: DNA-templated transcription. Gene Ontology annotation, cellular component: RNA polymerase II, core complex; RNA polymerase I complex; RNA polymerase III complex.
CUCAAAGGCUCAAACCUUGCCCAUCACCGCGAGUUGCACCAUCAUCCCACCGCUCGACGCUCGCCUAGAAAGAUCGCCAGAUAUCCGGAAUUCAGCCACGAGAGUCGCCUGCCAUGGAGGACGACAAUGCGAACAACAACGCCUCCGUCUUUGCCAAGGAGACGACGCGGCUAUGGCGAGCAUGGAGGACAAUCCACGAGAUGGUGCAAGACAGGGGCUACGAGUUGGCCGAAGAGGAAGUGAAGAUCUCGCUCGACCGGUUCCGCGCUGAAUACACCAACGAGGACGGCAGUCCCAACCGCGCGAAAAUGCAAUUCUCCGCCCGUCCUUCCGAAGCCAUGAUCAAAAAGUUCACGCCGCCGCCGACGCCCUCCAACCCGGACCCGGCGCCGGAAUGCGGUACCGUGUGGGUCGAGUUCUGCCCGGACAAGUCGUCGAUCGGCAUCAGCGUCAUGAAGAAGUUUGUGGAGCACUGCAGCACCAACAAUUUCAAGGCAGGCAUCCUGGUGACGGCAUCGGCGCUGUCGGCGCAGGCCCGCAAGGUCAUGACCAUCACGUCCCACUUCACCAUGCUCGAGUGCUUUCUCGAGGAGGACCUGCUCGUCAACAUCACCCACCACGAGCUUGUGCCCCGCCACAUCCUCCUUAGCCGUGAGGAGAAGGCCGCCCUGCUCAAGCGCUACCGCCUCAAAGAGACCCAGCUGCCCCGCAUCCUUUCCAAGGACCCGGUCGCCCGGUAUCUGGGCCUCAAGAAGGGCCAGGUGGUCAAGAUUAUCCGGACGAGUGAAACGGCGGGAAGGUAUGCCAGUUACAGGCUCUGCGUAUGACCCGUUUUUGCUGGGGUGCAUGGUGUUGGAUGGAUUAGAUGUGGUGGUUGGGCGGAUUCGGAGCAUCAUGGAGCUUGGUUUCACUCAAACAAAAAGAGGGCGUUCAAGGCUGGUUAUCUAUUCCACCUGUUUCGGCGUUUAGGGGAGGGUUUUGAGACAUUUUCACUGGUUUCACUUUGACAUUGGUUUGCCUGAAGUCGAGAUCUUCACCUGGCGUCUAUCGCGCUUCUGAACCAUUUGUAAGUGAGCUUGCCGGGCAGAUUAUCAUCCAUUGGAUGGCUCAACGUACGAACCAGACAAUGUUAGCCACAGAACUGGUUGAAGCUGCCAGGCAAAAAAUCUACAUUACUAUUUACAUCCUCGCUAGUUCCCUAUAUGUUCACGAUCCCGAAUAAAGUACAGGCGCAUGUGAC